CGAAGCCGGCGACAGAGGGAGCGGAACUUCCGCGUUCUUCGCUGCCGUCGGCGAUGAUCGUGGCCGCCGGUGCGCGCGCUCGCGUCGCCGUGUCCCGUGCGCAGUUCCCCCGGGAGAGAAGCGCGGCUAUGGAGGGCGAGCGCAGCGGCUCCAUUCAUUCGGCCGCCAUCGGCGAAGUGCACAGCGUGCCCAUGGAGGUCAUCAUUCGGCCCAUCCCCCCGGUGCUGGACGAGAACAAGGUGCAGAGCUUGAUGGACACGAUCCAGGACCCCGCGGAGGUCGGUCGCGUCCCCCCCAUCGACGUGCUGUGGAUCCAGGGCAGGAGGGGCGGUAACUACUACUACUCCUUUGGAGGGUGCCACAGGUUCGCAGCCUACCGGAGGCUCAACAUGGUAACCAUCCCGGCAAAGGUCAUAAAGUCCAACGCGGCAGACCUGCGCAUCUACCUGGGGGCUUCGACCCCUGACCUUGAGUGAGUGUCCAGUGAAACGAUACGCAAGGAAGACUCUGUUUCGGAACCAGUUGGUGUCGCGAACCAUCGUAAAGGAGGCCCGUGGUCCUUUCGCUUACUCGGCCUUAAGCAAGCAACUGGUGUUCAGCACUAUUUUUAAAAACAAAGUAUUUCUAUUGUGACCCUUCCUGUUGUACAGAUGGAUAUUAAUUGAAAAAUAUAUAUGAUCACUUUCUUCACUUGAAAAUAUAAUUCCUGGAAUGAAAUUACCAACAAUGAAAUAUCUUUUUUUAAGUAACUUUUUUACAGCACGUAUGAAAUGAUGCACAAAUAUUGUUCAGAACCUCAAUCCACUAUAAACACACACAUUGUCUGAACCGCUUGUCCCAUACGGGGUCGCGGGGAGCCGGAGCCCAACC
Molecule: messenger RNA, 870 nt
Organism: Scleropages formosus (Asian bonytongue)
Lineage: Eukaryota; Metazoa; Chordata; Actinopteri; Osteoglossiformes; Osteoglossidae
Gene: srxn1
Product: sulfiredoxin 1 homolog (S. cerevisiae)
Exons: 2
Coding region: 54-476 (140 amino acids)
Biological process (GO): cellular response to oxidative stress
Cellular component (GO): cytoplasm
Molecular function (GO): sulfiredoxin activity
Source: RefSeq, a predicted model, not a curated record